AUUUAAUAAAAAUAAGGCCCGCCCCUCUCUACUCUCUUCUUCUUCAUCAACAAACACACGCACACAGCCCUCACGCAGUCGCGGCCUCUGUUUGAUUUCGCCUGCUCUCCUUUGGCUCGACAAAGAGAAAAAGUAUAAUAAUGGUGGCAAAAUCGAAGGAUCAUGAUUGGAUCCCAUUGACGCCUAAGGUCAAAACUGCUUCAAAUCGUCGUAAAAAAUCGACAGGAAAAGCAGACACCACGAGAAUGAAAGGCGGAGCUUCAAAAAAGCCCAAGAUUUUGAAGAAGAGAAGACAAGUGCGGAAGAGGAUUUCGUCGAACAAGUUAGCCGAGCUGACAAGAGUGGUUCGCGACAUUGAAAAACACACGUGCACUACUCUCAACUCAUCUUGGAUGAAUGCGAAAAAGGAAAGAUCGAAUACCUUCAUAAGGAGGAAGGACUUUAAAUCUGGUUUUGCAGCUCAUAUCAUUGGAGUUCAAGACCAUACAGAGGAUAAGGUUGUGGUUUCUUGCCAUGGGAAUACAGAGAAUCACACGCAGUCAGAGGAAGACAUCACAAGUAAAGACAAGGACUUUGAUAUGGAUGCUAGUACACAUAAAAUGGAUUGUGAUGGAGCUAAUACACAUGAUCAAAAUGAUUGUGCUGCUAUUGUUACUAACAAUGAUGUUCUCUUUAGUUCCUUCUCUAUGCCUCCUCCGUCGAGUGAGAAGGUUGAUUGCCAUGGUAUAAACAACUCUGUGAUUCUUGAAGCUCAACAAGUGGUUGUAAAUGAAACAAAUGGCAGGGAAAUGGCAGUUGCAGAAGUCAAGGACGUUGCUUAGGUGCCACUGACACCUCAGAUUCAAGCAAAAGUUGUGUACUCGGAGAAAGAAAAUGGAACUGCAAACAACUACGAAUAUUCUAAGUCAAAUAUUUCAGGGUCGGCUGCUCCAAAAUGUGGAAAAUCAGAGAGCUUGAUAGGUUAGAUAAAAGGGAAAGGGUUGUUAUUGAUUUAUCGUCAUUUUUUUUUCGUGAGCUAGCAAUUUGUUGUAGAUAUUCUCAAGAAGAUGUGCACACGCCAUAAGAAGCCGCACAAGAGAAAGAAGAUGAAGAGACACAACCCCAAAGUCGGUCCUAUCACACCUUGCACUCCCAAACCUCGUACUCCAAAGCCCGCCAAGAAAGUGAAGAAGAAAAGUGUUGAUUCCAUCAAUAUUGAUGCGAAAGCAACUAUUAGUAAACGAGUGUGCAAACGUAAGUUGGAUUUUGGUGAAGAAUGUCCCGCCAUGGGCCAAGAGGAGUUGAUGAAGCCACAAGUUACGAAAGAUGUUCCAUCAGAAAAGGUAGGGCCGAAUACCCCCAAGAUAUGCAAGAAGAGAAGGUGGAUGAGACGAACUGCAAAGUUGAACAAUUUGAUCAGAUGGAUUCAUGAGCAGUUACCUGCAACUCGUACACAAGUUCAAGAAGAGGAGGUGGAUAACACGAUUUCUCGCACACAAUUUCAAGAAGAUGAGGUGGAUAACACGAUUUCUUG
Molecule: messenger RNA, 1513 nt
Organism: Salvia miltiorrhiza (redroot sage)
Lineage: Eukaryota; Viridiplantae; Streptophyta; Magnoliopsida; Lamiales; Lamiaceae
Exons: 6
Coding region: 141-821 (226 amino acids)
Source: RefSeq, a predicted model, not a curated record